CUAAGAAAGUGUUAAAGGCUUCACAGCUCUACCUCAGGAUUGACAGGUAGGUACUUCAAAAGGAGGAAGACAAGUCCCCUGGGCCGGAGGCUGAGCUUGACAGGGGCGACGAUUGAGAGACAUCAUGUCUGACAUGCAGAGUAGGUUGGUGAAGCAUUAAUUUGGUGGUGAAGCUUGAAACCCCACGCUGAGUGUGCUCAUCCUGGGUCUAGCACUGGCAGCAGUGGAAGGAGAUUGCUGCAACUAAGCUUCUACAAGUUUCAAACGGAAGAUCCCUACAUCAUGGCAGCUGUCCUGGAGGGCAAGGGCAAUGCCCUGUAUCUUGCUGCGGACUAUGAUGCAGCUUUGAAGUGCUACACCCAGGGGUUGGAAAUGGAACCCAGCAAUGCAAGCCUUCAUACCAGCCGGGCGGGAGCGCAUCUGAUGCUGGGAGACUUAACUGCUGCUAUCAUGGAUGCAAACAAGGCCAUCGAAAUUGACCCCAGCAUGAGUUUGGCGUACCUAAGAAAAGGAAUGGCGUAUUUCUCGCUUGAGGACUGCCAGACUGCCAAGGCAACCUUCGAGGAUGCGCUCAAGCUCCAAGUGAACCAUCCCCAGUAUGAGACAUGGAUUCGCAAGUGCGAAUUGAAGCUGACAGGUCCUGCUAUUUCAACAACCGGAGGAUCCGGUGCCAGUGGCAGUGGGCAACUGUCUAGAAAUCGUAGGUCCAGCGACGAUGAGGCUUGGAGUGCCGAGAUUGAGCAAGCGGUGGAGGGGGUUACUGCGCACGCGUUCACGGAACUGGAUGAGCAGGGGGUGCUGCAUCAAGAGAUUUGGGAGCACCCCCAGGCUCGCAUAAAGAACCUUGGGAUCCCAAAGUACGGGACGCAGCCAAGCCUCCUCCUCCAUAAACUUCCAGAACGAGGCGAGCGGGGAAUUAGCAAAGCAAACGAGCUUAAAGCCACGUGCGACGGUCUCCAAAGUGGGGUUGGGCCGCUCGGUCGCACGGUCCUCGGACUGGGCCCCUCGGGGGUGGGGAAGACGCGCACGCUCCACGAGCUGUUGUGUGAGCUGUAUGGUUUCUAUGGCAGCCUCAGCGCGGCGGGGGAACCGGGGUCACGCGUUUUUGAGGCGGCUUUGAUGCGCUUUCACGAGCAGUUUGGGCCAGACUUCGACCAAGCUGCGCGACAUCCCAAUCCCGACCUCUUAGCCAGCUUCCGCGGACAACGUUCGAAGGACGCCAUCAAGUUCCUCGUCCGCAUCUUGCUGGCGUACGCUCUGGGCCUGCUCGCAUUCCUCAAGCGCUUUGGAGAGGCAGCGACGCCCAAAAAAUACCUCCUGUUCCAGCUCAUUGGGGCAGGCAAGCAAGCGGACUGGGUACUGCAGAUCUGGGAACUGCUGCUUCCUCUCUCCUACGAGUCGGUUGUAAGCAAGCUGCGUGUCAUCACCGACGAGCUCCUAGAGCGGACGGGCCAGGUCUACUUUCCAGCCGCCGUUGAUGAGGCUCAAGUCGGGCUGAGAACGCCGGGGUGGUUCGAGGGCACCACGGAGGGGACCGGACGCCCACUCUUAAGUGCCUUGAUCCGACAGUUGGGAGACUCCGUGUUCGAGGGCUACAUGUUCCCCUUCACCGGCACCGGGUUUGCGAUUGCUUCUACCACCGUGCUUGAGACGGGUCUUGCAAAGCAAGGCAGGCAUGUGAUCUUUCACGAUUAUGGCGCCUUCACGGGAGAGUCCGCCAAGGCUUUCGCUAAAGAGUACCUGGGGCGGAUGCCCAGCGGGGUCGAGGAGCUGUGGGGAAAGCUGGUCGCGGGUCGUUAUAGAUUCACGGUCCAGCUUGUUAACUACAUGCUGGAGGAGCCCAAUAUGCGGCUAGAGCGGGCAUUUCAGGAGCUGCGGAGCGAGCACACGAAUCUGGCUGGGGAGCCCACCUCCAAGACGCUCAUGGGCAAAUUGCGGCUGUUGAAAGCGAACCUGGUAAAUGCUGACCCGAAGAAGUAUAACCACUUUACGAUGCAGCUGAGGGAACUUUUGACGGACCGUUAUUUGCUUGGGAGCGGCACCGUGCUAGCGCUGCAGGACGUGGACCUGAUUGAGCUCGGUUUCUGCUUCCUGAGGACUCUGGGCAACCGGCAGACGAUGCAGAAUCUGUGGGCGAUCCUUCAGGAGCCGCUCCCAGCAAUCGUAGCAAGAGAGUUUCUGGAGUCGGAGGGCCUCUGGAACGUGGAGCAAGCGGCCCGCGGCCUCAUGUUGAGCCUGCCCUCUGAGCCCUCGGUCUUGGGCCUUGCGUGGGAAUGGUUCAUUCCCCUCGCACAGCGGGCUUUCCUCAAUCAGGCGAACUUCUCAAGCCACCCCCUCAUUAAAAAGAUCAGCAACCCCCCUUCCUGCUUCCGCCGCAAGUCGCGCAUCGUCAGUCUCCCCGGCAAGCGCACGAGCUCCAUCGGCAUCGGAGACAACUACCUAGUACGGCAUGCAGAUGAGGAUUACGGACUGAUCGAAUUCGCCUGUGACCCCGGAGGUCUGACCUUCCUGUUUCCGGAGAUCUGGGCUGGCCCGGAUCUUGCAAACUUCGCCUACUUUGGGCCGGAGCUCUGGUUCGUUAUGCUGCAGAGCCGGCUGCGUAAUGAAUUACGCAACAAAAUGCAGGCGUUGAACACUGUCCGGCUAAGAACCAUGUGGGGGGGGCGUGCAGACAAGGAAGAGAAGCGGGAGGCGCUGGUGAAGGCGCUGCAGAACCGGAACGUGAAGGGCAUCUUGCGAAUGAUUGUCCUUUACCCGGGGGAGACAAGCUUGAAUUGCUACGUGGAGACCGAGCUGCGUACAUCGGGGCGGCUAGAGAAAUCGCAUGCGUUUGAGGAGGUCCAGAUAGUCAUUGAUGCUACAAAUGCACACGAGUACUUCCGUGCGGAGGACCUUAGCUUUGUAGACUGCCUAAAGAACCGGCCGGCGCUUGGAGCGAGCAUGGUCGGGGGGCUAGAACAAGAUGCCAUGGAGUCGUGAGGGGACGAUAGCCAAGGGGCCGAGACUUGAUUGACCGCAUGAGACUCCAUUGAGGACAUCGGAGGAACGUUUCGCUGGAAUGACGCUAGACUGUCUUGAUGAAGUGUCUGCGGGUCUGCUUGAGCUGUGAGAUGUAUGCACUGGUGGAUGAACUGUAUCUUUUCACUAAAUCCAAUCUGGCAAGUUCAGCGACUAUGUUGAGGAGCA
This is a messenger RNA of Klebsormidium nitens, 3186 nucleotides long. NCBI's taxonomy places the organism in Eukaryota, Viridiplantae, Streptophyta, Klebsormidiophyceae, Klebsormidiales, Klebsormidiaceae. The record is from the annotation of a GenBank genome assembly.